Messenger RNA from Aspergillus mulundensis, 3111 nucleotides. RefSeq names its product YchF/Obg family ATPase. The record is from RefSeq and is a predicted model, not a curated record. Gene Ontology annotation, cellular component: cytoplasm. Bases 1 to 3111 code for a protein of 1036 amino acids. Gene Ontology annotation, molecular function: ATP hydrolysis activity; ATP binding; GTP binding. Lineage: Eukaryota; Fungi; Ascomycota; Eurotiomycetes; Eurotiales; Aspergillaceae. The transcript is spliced from 5 exons.
AUGUCAUUCUGGGACCAAGACUGGGACCCAAACCCAGACGCCUCUCCUCCUGAGGAGCCACGCUUCGUGAAAUCGGGCAAAUUCACCCACGACGGCAAGCAGAUCAAAUACGACGACACGGCUCGAGCUGACCUGCGCGAGAUCAAACGUCCCAUUAGCAAGAGUUCAAGCAAGCCAUGGCUGAUUGCCCAGUUGUCGCUCUACGGUAUAGCUCAUAAGAAAAGUGACCCUGUUGCGACAAUCAGAGAUGUUUACAGUCAAGCAAUCAAAGCUAAAAAGUUCGAAACGCCCACCCCGGAAAUGCAGGCUUUUGAAGCGUCCCUGGCCGAGAAACGCAAGCAACAGUUGAGAGAACACGAGGAAGCUGUCGAAGCGUGGAGGAGAAAUCAAUUCUCGGAAAUGGCUACACCUGCCGACGAAGCUAGGUUAAAUACUAAUAUGUUUCUCGCCAAGUACUUUUGCACAGAUAGGAAGCCAGACAGGACGAAGCAGAAAGAUCCUCUUAUUCUAGAGGCGCUCCACUGUUCCUAUGGCGAGCACCUCGCUGAAACCGCCCAGCGCAUUCCAGGUCUCAAGGUACAUGUCACAAAUUAUAUCUCUGUUAUUGGCUGGGAAGGGACCCUUGAUGGAGCUAUAGACGCUGCAUUCGCACGACUGGUGCCUCUCGGGAAGGAAUGUAACUUUGACUCACUCACUGAGGAGGCACGAUUCGACGUCAAUCGCUUUAUGCAGAAGUAUUUCAUGCGAGAGGGAACGAAAGACGUCCCUGACACGAGCAAAACUGGGAAGCCUCUCAAACUAUAUUGCUCCGAGAAGGAAUCAAACAAGCUCUCAGAAGCCGUGAGGCGAGUCCCAGGUCUCCAUACAGGAUACAUUUUUCCGUACAUGUUCAUCGGCUGGGAUGAAAGAGAAGUGGCGAAACAAGUCCAUAACAUCAAGAAGGAACGCCUCAGAGAAGAAAUGCAAGAGAUGGCCGAAGAAGAAGCAAGAGAGGAAGAGGAACGCGCUGCGUUCUGGAAGCCUCACAAGGACUUCAUGAGCACCUUCACUACAUCCCCAGGGCCUCUAACCCUCAACGACCUCACAGGCUCAUUCCUUGCCCACUGCCCGAAAAUCGACGAGGAUUGGGAUCACAAGGACCUAGAGCUUCACAUUCAGCCGCCGUCCAGUUCUGACGCCCAUGGAGUCGUCGCCGCAUUUCAUUUUGGGGUGAUGCAUGGGACAAUGCUACUUGCUCUAUCAGAAGACGCCCUCCACACCUUCGCCGAAGAGAUGGCCCACGACGACCCAGACGACGACACCACUGAUUCAGAAAAUGAGUGGGCAGGUUGCUACAACGGCAACAAACGCAAAGCAAAGACCAUGUCAGCAAGCCAACCACAAGCCAUCCGCAGACGCCUGGGCGAGAUGCCUAAGCCCAACCGCGUAUAUUUCCGUUGGGCCGGUAUGCAAGAGGACACAGGUGACCCUGAGGGCCACACCGAGAACCUCGAGAACUGCGGCUACCUGGACUUCGAGCCCUCCAAGGCCGUGGGCCGUGGGAAAUGGGUGUGGUCCGAUAUGUUUGGGACAGAUAAGAAACUUGACUUGGAGGUUUAUAAGGUCUCUAAUGAGGUGCAAAUGGGUGGGCGCUCCCUGUGCAAACACCUUGUUCCUUGGUCACAUUGGGGAGAGGCAAAAUUUUACAAGUAUAACAAGAAGUGGGGGUGCGUUUCAGCCCGCCGUCAGUGGGCCGCCGUCACGACGUCGUUCCCCGUUCUGCUUCUUCGCUCCCGGUCGGCAGCUGGUCCUGCGUCGGUAUCGCGUUUCUAUUGCUUGAGCUCCUCUUCUUCGUCUGCCUCUGCCCCUCCACUUGUUUCGCUCUCCUCUCCUCUCCUCUCUCUUGACUUCCGCCGCUUCGCCUCCAGCAAGAAGAAAAAAUCCAAGAUGCCUCCCAAGAAGGCCGCCGUCCAAGAAAAGGUCCUCCUGGGCCGUCCCGGAAACAACCUGAAGAGUGGUAUCGUUGGUCUCGCCAACGUCGGCAAGUCCACUCUCUUCCAGGCUAUCACCAAGUCGGGCCUUGGUAACCCCGCCAACUUCCCGUAUGCCACCAUUGACCCUGAGGAGGCCAAGGUCAUCGUUCCCGAUGAACGAUUCGACUGGCUGUGUGAGCAAUACAAGCCCAAGUCCAAGGUUCCCGCCAACUUGACCAUCUAUGAUAUUGCCGGUCUAACUCGCGGUGCCUCGACUGGUGCCGGUCUUGGUAACGCUUUCUUGUCUCACAUCCGUGCUGUCGACGCCAUCUUCCAGGUCGUCCGAUGCUUCGACGAUGCUGAGAUUAUCCACGUCGAGGGUGACGUUGACCCUGUUCGUGACUUGAUCAUCAUCAGCGAAGAGCUGCGGAUCAAGGAUAUCGAGUUCGUCGAGAAGGCCCUUGAGAACUUGAAGAAGCAGACGAGACGUGGUGGACAGUCUCUGGAGAUGAAGAAGCUGAAGGAAGAGGAGGCUACCACUGCCAAGGUUCUCGAGUUCUUGCAGGAAGGCAAGAACGUGAGACACGGUGACUGGAGCCCUAAGGAGGUCGAGGUCAUCAACCCUCUAUUCCUCCUCACAGCUAAGCCUGUUGUCUACCUUGUCAACCUGAGCGAGAAGGACUACAUCCGCCAGAAGAACAAGUACAUCCCCAAGCUCAUGGAGUGGAUCAAGACCAACUCUCCUGGAGACUCUAUCCUUCCCAUCUCCGCUUGCUUCGAGGAGCGUUUGACCCAGUUCGAAACCGAGGCGGAAGCCGAGGAGGAGUGCAAGAAGCUUGGCACCAAGUCUGGUCUCCCCAAGGCCAUUGUUCAGAUGCGCCAGGUCCUCAACUUGGCCAGUUUCUUCACCACAGGUGCUGACGAAGUCCGCCAAUGGACCAUCCGCAAGAACACCAAGGCGCCCGCCGCCGCCGGUGUCAUUCACGGUGACUUCGAGAAGACUUUCAUCCAAGCCAUUGUCUACAACUACAGUGUGCUCAAGGAGCUUGGUGACGAAGGCGCGGUCAAGGCCGCUGGUAAGGUCAUGACCAAGGGUAAGGAUUAUAUCGUGGAGGAUGGAGACAUCCUUCUGAUCAAGGCCGGCGCUGCCCGUUCUUAG